Molecule: messenger RNA, 561 nt
Organism: Sphaeroforma arctica JP610
Lineage: Eukaryota; Ichthyosporea; Ichthyophonida
Exons: 1
Coding region: 1-561 (186 amino acids)
Source: RefSeq, a predicted model, not a curated record
AUGGAUGAAACUAUAGGUGACGAUACGCCUGGCUAUGUCAGACAAAACAGCGAGCUGAUGGACGCUACUGAGAUACGGCAGAAACUGUCGGACCGAAAGAAAGCGGAGGAUUUGUUAAAAGAGGAAGAAAGGAAAGCCCAGAAUAGCAGCCCAGUCACACCUUACAUCAACACCACUCCCAGUAGGGCGCCGGUCUUCAUUGGCAUUCAUCACACAAUUCUAGCGAAGGAGGUAGAUACAGAUGCAACUACAGAUGCAGAUAAGGAUGACAAUGGCCACUCACCCGCACAUACUGAGACCCAAACACACACAGACAACCAUACAGAGAGCGAUGCUAGCACAGCGAGUGGUACGAGUGUCAUGGCCAACCCCCCACCGUUUACCGGCAUACAUGGUAUGGUGCAGAACGGUGAUGUGAGUGUAAGCGGCGGAACGAAUAGUACGGCGCCGGAGAAGCCCGACUAUAGGAUGGAUAUGCUCAUGGACAUCUUUAGGAAGGAGUCUAUCAAUGGUCAUCUCAACUGCACCGGGCCCUGUUGUAAAACGAAGCGGCCCUCAUGA